AUGGCGGACCGGAAUGUCGUGAAGCAUAAAGGUUCCAUGAGGCUCCCAAGCGUCUGCACCCAAGCCACCAACGCCCGAAGCCAGACAGAGGACGUUCCCGUGUGCCCACAGUCAGGUGCGGUGGGCGGGACCCGCCAGGACCCCAGGCUGGCUCUGCACACGCCUUCCCUGCAGAGCCGGGCGCAAACGUGCCUGCAGACCCGCCCUGCACCCCGGAGGCUCCUGGAGAGCCCAGGGUUUAAGCGGUUUUUACGUGGCUUUUGUGAAUUCCCAGCUGCUUGGGAUUCCUGCGCUUUUGCAGUGCGCAACACAGACUCCGCACCUGCCUGCUCGGCCGUCUGUCUCCACCAGGCGUGGGGCAGCCGCCUGGCUCUGGGCCGGGCCUUCACUCGCUGGCCAGGCUUUGGUGCCCGUGGGCGCCUGCGGGGGUCUGGGCCCCAGCUUCCUGGGGUGCAGAGGCUGCAGGGAUCUCCUCCUGAGCUUGGCGGCCAGGCUGCUGCCGCAGCAGGGUCCCCGCGGCGGCUCAGCGGCUGCCGUCUGCAGCGUCCAGCGGACACUCACUGCCCAGGUUCAGCCUGGAGUUCGGGCAUUCGCAGCCCAAGGGCGCGCUGGCUGUGGACGGCCCUGAGCUGCCUGCUCGGUGGCCUGGAGGGGCCCCUGGCGACGCGGAACUCGAGGCCCAACAUCGUGCUGCUGAUGGCCGAUGACCUGGGCCUGGGCGACCUCGGCUGCUACGGCAACGGCAGCGUGAGCACCCCCAACAUCGACCGCCUGGCGAACGAGGGCGUGAAGCUGACCCAGCACCUGGCGGCGGCCUCCGUGUGCACCCCGAGCCGGGCGGCCUUCCUCACCGGACGGUACCCGGUCAGAACAGGAAUGGCAUCGUCCAAUAGUAUGAACCGCGGCCUCACCUGGCUUGGUGGCUCAGGCGGGCUUCCGACCAACGAGACGACUUUGGCCAAGUUACUGCAGCAUCGAGGGUACCGCACGGGACUCAUAGGAAAAUGGCAUCAGGGUUUGAGCUGUGCCACUCGGAACGACCACUGCUACCACCCCCUCAAUCACGGCUUCGACUACUUCUACGGGAUGCCCUUUGGGCUCCUGAAUGAAUGCCAGGCGUCCAAGACCCCGGAGCUGCACCGCUGGCUGCGGAUCAAGCUGUGGGUCUCCACGGCGGCCCUCAGCCUGGUCCCCGUGCUGCUCCUGGUUCCCAACCUGGCCCGCUGGUUCUCCGUCCCCUGGAGCAUCAUCGUCAUCUCCGCCCUUCUCGUUCUCCUCUUCUUUAUUUCCUGGUACUCCAGUUACGGAUUCGUCCGGCGUUGGAACUGCAUCCUAAUGAGAAACCACGAGAUCAUCCAGCAGCCCGUGAGGGAGGAGAGGGUGUCUCUCCUCAUGCUGAAGGAAGCAGUCGCCUUCAUCGAAAGGUACAAACGGGGACCUUUCCUCCUGUUCGUGUCUUUUCUCCACGUGCACACGCCCCUCGUGACCAAGGAGAAGUUUGUCGGGCACAGUAAAUACGGACUCUACGGGGAUAACGUGGAGGAGAUGGACUGGAUGGUGGGUAAACUCCUGGACGCGCUGGAGCGGGAGCGGCUGACCGGCCACACCCUGGUCCACUUCACCGCGGACAACGGAGGCCGCCUGGAGGCCCGCGACGGCGACGCCCGGCUGGGCGGCUGGAACGGCGGCUACAGAGGUGGCAGAGGUAUGGGCGGCUGGGAAGGGGGCAUCCGCGUCCCUGGAAUAUUCCGGUGGCCCACGGUGCUGGAGGCCGGGAAGGUGAUCGACGAGCCGACGAGUCUGAUGGACAUUUUCCCGACCCUGUCUUACAUAGGGGGAGGGAUUCUGCCCCAGGACAGGGUGAUUGACGGCCGGAACCUGAUGCCCCUCCUGGAGGGCAGGGUGGUCCACUCUGACCACGAGUUCCUCUUCCACUACUGUGGCAGGUACCUGCACGCCGUCAGGUGGCACCAGAAAGAUUGUGCCACCGUGUGGAAGGCCCAUUAUGUGACACCCAACUUCCACCCCGCGGGAGCCGACGCCUGCUACGGAAGCGCCAUGUGUUCGUGUUCCGAGGAUGUGACCCACCAUGACCCUCCCCUCCUCUUCGACCUCUCGAGAGACCCUUCUGAGUCCCAGCCACUUAAUCCCGACAACGAGGUCUUGUUCGACUCCGUGAUCAAGAAAAUCGAGGCCGCCAUCAAAGAGCACCGUGCGUCCCUCACGCCCGUCCCCGAGCAGCUAACGGUGUUCAACACCAUUUGGAAACCGUGGCUGCAGCCCUGCUGUGGGACCUUCCCCUUCUGUGGCUGUGACAAGGAAAAUGACAUCCUACCCACCACCCCGUGA
This is a messenger RNA of Sciurus carolinensis (gray squirrel), 2349 nucleotides long. RefSeq names its product arylsulfatase family member H (gene Arsh). Gene Ontology annotation, molecular function: arylsulfatase activity. The record is from RefSeq and is a predicted model, not a curated record. NCBI's taxonomy places the organism in Eukaryota, Metazoa, Chordata, Mammalia, Rodentia, Sciuridae. The transcript has 11 exons. Bases 1 to 2349 code for a protein of 782 amino acids.